AUGAUACAGGCGGCUAAUAUUGGCCAUGGCACUGCGAGACCCUACGUGGGAAAGUCAAGACAAUUCAAGCGGUCUAGAACCGGCUGUCUUAACUGCCGACAUCGGAAGAAGAAGUGCAGCGAGGAGAAACCACAAUGCGGCGGUUGUAGUCGGAAUAAUCUCCACUGCGCUUGGCCACAAGACGUGAACGAGAAGGCUAUCUCGCCUCCGCUUCCACCUCUGCCCAGGGAUUCCAUAACCAUCACAGAUGAGAGCCAAUCAUUCGGUGUACAUGGUCCGUCGCCAUUAUUAUCUAAAGCUACCCACACAACUAGUAUUUGGAAUGGGCUCUCUGGUUCUUUCUUAAAUGCGAGGCGAUCAUGUAAUCUCAAAAGAGAAUCUCUUCUUCUCUUACAGCAUUAUAUCACAACUACGGCUCCCAUGCUUCCUAUGCCCAUUAAGGGGAACCCAUUUCUCUCGGAAAUUAUUCCUAUUGCUUCAGUAGACGACCUGGUAAUGCACAGUGUGUUGGUCAUUAGUGGAGCACACAUGAACUUUGGGAAUAUGUCCUCCAGGCCUAUUGGCGAGGCAACCCUAGAUCAUUACAGCACGUUAAUUCGUCAACUUGUCAUCGAGGUCUCGGACCAUAAGGGAUCCUGUGUGAACAAGCUGGCCCGGUUGUUGCUUGUCUUGGUGAUGCUGUGUCACUUCGAGGCUUUAUCUGGAGAAACAGACGGAGCAAUGUUCCGCCAUCUUGGUGCGAGCCGAGAGAUCAUGGCCGAGAUAGAAAGUCGUCAGCCGACAGAGCCAUUGGGAUCUGAUUCAGAGACUCUUUAUGGUCUUGGCCUCGAACUAUACGCCUAUCUCAUCUUCGUCAACUGCCUCACUCCGUACGGCUUCCUUCACGAGCGCCAGUUCUACCUUGACUCGUUCAUCAUCUCACCCAGCAGCCUGGCUAGCUAUAGCACGUUUGGCAUCAUGUUCGCCGGCCUCCAUGAUCUCUUUGCGCUGAUACCGCAGAUAUCGCUGCUAUUUCGUGAUCGACUGAUAGAUCAAGAGUCCGGAAUCAUCGAGCCCUCAAUUUCUUGCGUCGAGUUAUACACUCAACUGGAGCGAUGCCUCGAAGACUGGAAUCUCUCUCAAAAGGAUCUGGUUUCACCAUUUCUAAGCGAUGACUGCAAACAUGACCUGAGCAAAGUUAUCAAGAUUCUCCAGCUGGGUAUCGAGAUAUACCUGGUUGCAUCCAUGCAAGGGUUAUCCGUAGUAAACCCAAAGAUUGUCUGCCAACUUCAGAGUCGUGUCGAUGGCAUCCUUGACUUGGCGCUCGCUUUACACUACUCUCAAUGGUCCCCAAUACUGCUGUGGCCUAUUGUUAUUUCUGGUUCUUGUAUUGUCCAAAGGCAGCAGCAAAAGCAUCUUACGAAAGCUUUACGAGAAUCUAAGUACCGUAUGAACCAUGUUACAAGGACUAUUAGCUUACUUCAUCGACUUUGGGGUAACCCUGAUCCUCUGAUAUAUGGACCUUAUGGCCUUUAUCUUACAAUUUCGCAAAGUGAUACUACGUUUUCUAUUCUAUAG
Messenger RNA from Fusarium mangiferae, 1557 nucleotides. RefSeq lists its product as uncharacterized. The transcript is spliced from 2 exons. The record is from RefSeq and is a predicted model, not a curated record. Gene Ontology annotation, biological process: positive regulation of transcription by RNA polymerase II. Lineage: Eukaryota; Fungi; Ascomycota; Sordariomycetes; Hypocreales; Nectriaceae. Bases 1 to 1557 code for a protein of 518 amino acids. Gene Ontology annotation, molecular function: transcription cis-regulatory region binding; DNA-binding transcription factor activity, RNA polymerase II-specific; zinc ion binding. Gene Ontology annotation, cellular component: nucleus.